AUUAUGGUCAAUUGCAGUACUCGUGUGGUCUAGAUGCCGCUCUAGGCACCACUCGCUCUCUAUCUUCAGGUCUUGUAAUUUUACAACGGAAGUGCAAGCGAAGCGGAUGUGAGCUCGGAGCCUUUUGGGCAGACCGAGGGGCUCUGGGUUCGGGUGUGCUGGAGCCGCUCGUGUGCGGGCAGGUGGAGCACCGCUGUCAUGUCGGCUAGCGCCGUCUAUGUAUUGGAUCUCAAGGGCAAGGUUCUCAUCUGUAGAAAUUACCGCGGAGAUGUGGAUAUGUCGGAAGUAGAGCAUUUUAUGCCUAUUCUUAUGGAGAAGGAAGAAGAAGGGACUCUCUCACCUAUUCUGGCUCAUGGAGGUGUUCGCUUCAUGUGGAUUAAACACAACAAUUUGUAUUUGGUUGCCACUUCAAAGAAGAAUGCCUGUGUCUCUCUCGUGUUCUCAUUUCUGUACAAGGUAGUUCAGGUCUUUUCUGAAUAUUUCAAGGAACUGGAAGAAGAGAGUAUUCGGGAUAAUUUUGUGAUCAUUUAUGAACUACUAGAUGAGUUAAUGGAUUUUGGAUAUCCCCAAACCACAGACAGUAAAAUUUUACAAGAAUACAUAACACAAGAAGGCCACAAGCUGGAAACUGGAGCCCCACGCCCUCCUGCCACUGUUACAAAUGCUGUGUCUUGGCGUUCUGAAGGGAUUAAGUAUCGGAAAAAUGAAGUCUUCCUGGAUGUCAUAGAAUCUGUUAAUCUUUUGGUUAGUGCCAACGGGAAUGUUCUGCGCAGCGAAAUUGUUGGAUCCAUCAAAAUGAGGGUUUUCUUGUCUGGAAUGCCAGAGCUUCGCCUUGGCUUGAAUGACAAAGUCCUCUUUGAUAAUACUGGCCGCGGCAAGAGCAAAUCUGUGGAACUGGAAGAUGUGAAAUUCCACCAGUGUGUUCGUCUCUCUCGUUUUGAAAAUGAUAGGACUAUUUCAUUUAUCCCACCUGAUGGGGAAUUUGAGCUUAUGUCCUAUCGCCUUAAUACUCACGUAAAGCCUCUGAUCUGGAUUGAGUCGGUUAUAGAAAAGCAUUCCCACAGCCGCAUAGAGUACAUGAUCAAGGCCAAGAGUCAGUUCAAGCGCAGAUCCACAGCCAAUAACGUGGAGAUUCACAUUCCUGUUCCAAAUGAUGCUGAUUCACCAAAGUUCAAAACCACAGUUGGGAGCGUCAAGUGGGUUCCUGAGAACAGCGCCAUUGUGUGGUCCAUCAAGUCUUUUCCUGGAGGGAAGGAGUACUUGAUGCGGGCCCAUUUUGGGCUCCCAAGCGUGGAAGCUGAGGACAAAGAAGGGAAGCCUCCCAUCAGUGUGAAGUUUGAAAUCCCAUAUUUCACCACAUCUGGAAUCCAGGUUCGCUAUUUAAAAAUAAUUGAGAAGAGUGGCUACCAGGCACUGCCUUGGGUCCGUUACAUUACCCAGAAUGGAGAUUAUCAACUUCGAACACAAUAAUGUUGACUCGGUUACUGCGGCCAAGAAAGUAACGAAUUUCCCUGUCCAGAAACAUGUUUGGUGCUUGAAAGUCUGGGGCAAGGUUGUUUUGCUGGCUGGAAGUGGAAUCAGGCCGUGUCCCAUAUCCAGCUGUGCUUGGACCAGUGUUUAGCGCAGACCCCAUGAAUGUUUUUUUCUUGUACGCCCCAUUCAGUGUUGUUUGUGUUAGGAGUAGCUGUUGCCUUGAAACAAGGCCAGGAGCCAGUCUGGGGAAAACUUGGCUGGUCUUAUUUCUUUGCUUCAGAAAUUGAGGCACAUUAGUCCUUUCUUUCUGAAGUUUUGUGUAUAUUAGCUGAGCUCCUCUUGCCAGCCAUAUGCCUGCUGAUGCGUCUUAAUUCUAGCUAAACUCUGGUGACAUCUUGAAAUCAGUUUGUUUGCAUUGCUGGGCUGUUUUUGCAAAUGAAUUAUCUACAAUGGAGGCCCCAGAUGACAGAGUUUACAUAAUGCAACUCAUCUCAUCGGUGGUGCUUAGCUCAAGGAAGAGAAAAUGAAAUUGGUGUCACAAGGUGUUCUUAUGUGAGGGCAGGGUACUCAAAAUGGAUGUCUGACCUAGCCCGGUUCUGAAUCAUGUAGCUGAGAAGAACAUCCUAUUCAUAUAUCUUUUUCAAGCAGCAACUGAGAUGACCAACAUGCAACUUAAGUCUCUUUGUGGGACCUGUAAGGUGAUCCGCUCCUCCAUGAACAAAAAUCACCCUGUAUAUAGAAAACCUACCAUGCCACUGAGAAGGGUUUUAGCUUUUGUUGUCUUCAUUCCCUGGAAGCUUUCUGUGCAUGGGAAGCAUUUUGCCAGCCCUCGCUUGGCUUUUCAAUGGCACAGUCAUCCAGGCGCUGCAGUAUCUGAUGUUCGUGAGAAAGAGGCCGUAAUCAUGGUGGUUCCUGUGAGAACUCCCAAGAUGGUAAAAUAGAUGCACAAUGUUCUGGUGAGUGCCAUGCCUCCCCUAGCCCAGCCCCUUCUGGGAGUGUGGCUGGAAUUCCCAGAACUACCAGCCGUCCUGCCCCUUGCAGUCCAACACAGCCUUUCCCAAUCAGUUCCAACACGUAUCAGGAAAGGCUGCUCUAGCUGAACAAGCGAGUAACACCCCCCCCCCCCGUGGAUUUGGGUCAGAGAUUCUGCUGCCUCCUCAAUGCUUCCUUCGUUCCACCUUUAGAGCAAGCCAUCUUUGAGGUCUGCUCAGUGGCCACUUGGCCUCUUCUGAUAGAACACAAAAUGUUACAUAUCCUGUUAAAUAUGCUGCAAGGAAUGUGGGAAGCUGGAGUUCACAAACUCUGGAAGGCCAGAGAACCCCUAUCCCUGAGAAAUAACACAUGAUGAUUGGUCAGGGAUAGGUAGGCUUACUUGCCAAAGUUAGAUCUAAGACCACUACUGUCAUUUAUCUGUUCCCUCCAGCUGCCAUAAAUGUCAUCAUGCCUUCAACAAGGGCAUUGUAUUUGUCACCUCAAAGUCUGUUUAAAAUAAAUGAAAUGAUCAGAAUUCUA
Messenger RNA from Candoia aspera, 2985 nucleotides. It is a transcript of the gene AP1M1, whose product is annotated as adaptor related protein complex 1 subunit mu 1. The coding region runs from base 199 to 1470 and encodes 423 amino acids. The record is from RefSeq and is a predicted model, not a curated record. Lineage: Eukaryota; Metazoa; Chordata; Lepidosauria; Squamata; Candoiidae. The transcript has 12 exons. Gene Ontology annotation, biological process: intracellular protein transport; vesicle-mediated transport. Gene Ontology annotation, molecular function: clathrin-cargo adaptor activity. Gene Ontology annotation, cellular component: clathrin adaptor complex; clathrin-coated vesicle.